Cavenderia fasciculata is the source of this 2814-nucleotide messenger RNA. RefSeq lists its product as uncharacterized. The transcript has 2 exons. Lineage: Eukaryota; Evosea; Eumycetozoa; Acytosteliales; Cavenderiaceae. The record is from RefSeq and is a predicted model, not a curated record. Bases 1 to 2814 code for a protein of 937 amino acids.
AUGAAAAGAAAGUUUAAAGCAGAAGAUGUUGACGAAUAUCAAACAUUUAGUAGUUUGAAUCAAUUAUAUAAAGCUGAUUUAAUACAAAUAUGUAGAGCGUUAGAGAUCGCAAUCAAUGAUGGUGUUACAAAAACAUUCAUCAUCAAUCAAAUAGUUAGUCAUUAUAAUAAUAAUAAUAAUAAUAGUAAUAAUAAUAAUAAUAAUAAUAAUAAUAAUAAUAAUAAUAAUAAUAAUAGUGAUGGUGAUGCUUAUUUAGAACAACUAGAAAAAGAGAAGAAUAGAAUAUACACAGAACAAGAGUUAUUAGGUCUUAACAAAUACAGAGUCAGUCGUAUAUGUGAUGAUUUAAAGAUAGAGUAUAGAGAAAAAGAUACAAAGAAGAUAUUGAUUCAAUAUAUAUUGGUACAUCAAAAGACAGAGGUUAAACCAAAAUCGUUGAGUGGUGGAUACUCGUUACCUUGGUCAAUCAUUGCGAGUAUUCUCACACAGGCUUGGAAUGAUGCAAAGUAUUGUACUUGUAUCUAUCCUAAAGAGCAAAUACAACUACAGAGAGAGUUGAAUUGGAACGUUUACAGAGAUAGCUAUACAUUCCAUAUUCUCGGCAAACAAUACAACUCUAAAAUCGGUCAAUUUACGGAACAAGUCAAAUCCAACAAUCAACACUGCCCACAACAUGCAAUGUACUAUAGAGAUGAUUCAUUGUAUCAUCCAUGGGCUAAUUCAUCGGUAAACAAUAUCUAUCUAAUUCUAGUACAAUGGAAGCAGACUAUGUUGACCAUCUCCAAGAAAGUAUUCCAUCAUCUCUCCACUACAAUACCUCGUACUUUUACUCUACCAGAGAGAGACCAAGCUAUGCAAAGAGCAGUAUUUGAAAAAUCAGUUUGGAAUCAUAUCAACAAUCAAUACAAUGGAAUCAAAGUUGCAAAUAGAAUCUAUAUUUCAGGACCAAAUCAAAUGUAUCUUGAUGCACCACCUUGGCUUGUCAAGUCGAUAGAACGCGUAACAUUUGAUGCAUCAACGACCCACAAAAUCAAUAAUGCACUUGUCAAGAACCUUGAAAAGUUUGUCAAUCUCCAAUCGAUUACAUUCUUUGGGUCCAGGUAUCCUUCUGUCACUGCGCUCAGACAUCUCACCACCAUCUCUAUUGACAGUGAAUUCACCAAUGGUGAAUACAUUGAAGAAUUGGUCAGGUCAUUGGAUCGUCCAAUGAGAAAGCUUAUCUUUUCCAAUCCAUCGGCCAUAUUGCAAGCAAAAGAUAUUGUACUAGAGUCGGUACAAGUUAUCAAAUUGAAUGCCAUAACAUGUACAGUGACAGCUACAAAGUUUUCGACAGCCACAGAUCAAUUAUAUUGGAGAUUUUUAGAGAAUAAUCAACAUGUCACAAGUAUCAGAUUGAACAAUAUACAAUGCCGAAAUGUUUAUGAAACCAUUGAAACAAUCUCUCGUCAUCUUCAACAAUCCAAUCUUUCAAGAAUAAUGGCUUAUUCUAAUAUUGGUUUGUCAGACAUCCAACAUCAAAAACUCAUUCAAUCAAAUCUAUACUUUAAUUCAUCAAAAGAUCUGAGUCUUGGACAAUCCGAAAGAAAAUAUAUAUUCUAUAGAAAUGACCAACAAAAUAAUCUAAUCAUUCAUAAUAACAUAAAUAAUAAUAAUAAUAGUAAUAGUAAAAAUACUUCUAUCACAACGAUCGAUAAUAAUAAUUCAACCCCUCCACUCCUUCCAACGCUAUCAAACAUAAUUAUUUACAAAAUCAUCAAAUUAUUAUGGAAUAGUAUGGAUCAAUGUAAUUGUGAUUUUCCAAUUGUGAAAUCAUUUUUUGAUCCAAAGAGGAGUAGGCUUGCUAGAGACAUUCUACUUUUAAAAUCAAAUUUUGAUUUUGAAACAAUCCAAUCAAAUUGUCCGCACCAUUGUUGGUUCGAUCGAUUGAUUAUAUACCCAUCCUCUCUCAAUAGAUUCGAACAAAAAAGUGUCUAUCAGUUGAGACUAUCAAAGUUGUCAACCAUUUCAAAAUCUAUUCGGUCAUUUGUAUUUAACAAAUUAUUUACAAAGUUUCCUGAAACCAAACCACCAUUAUUACAAUUCAAACAAAGUCAACUAAUCAAAACAAUUAAAAGAAUAUCGAUUGGGCAUCCCAGAUCAGGCGAUAUAGAUCGUCUACAAGAUGCCACUAGCAUAAGUUUCUCUCGAUUACCAAUCAUCACCAAACAACAUCCAUUCAACAAUCUUAGAAAACUUAAUCUUAAUGGAUUGGUUGAACAUGACGAUAUUGAGAUAGAGAUGGCACAAUUCAUUUCCACGUUGGAAAUGCCACUUGUUAAACUAAUACUUCCUCAUUACAUGCAACCAAUACUACCAUUUUUGGCUCGACAUCUAAGACCAACACUCAAACAAUCAUUGGAGAGAAUGGAAGUGAAACAAGAUUCAGAUUUAUCGCUCUUAAAACAAUUCCCAAAUAUCAAACACAUCAUUGUUUCAGAGUCUACUGAUCUAUCAACACAAAGCAUACUCAAAACCCCAUUCGUCUCUAAUCGAUUGACCAAACUGACCACCUAUCACAAGGACAAAUCAUUUAAUUUUCUUCGAUCAAACCAGUCUAUUCACACUCUUGUCAUUCGUGUUCCAACUCUAUCAAAUUUCGCUCUACCGUGUUGGAACAACUCUGUCACUGGGUUGGAUCACAUUCAAAAUAUUUACUUUAUGCUUUCUCCAGGUUGCCCGAUGGUACACUCUACACUUUAUAAUAAUCAAUUCAAUCAAUCAACCAUCUUAAAGAAAGGUAAACUAUUUAUUCUUUUCAAUAGAAUCAAACAAUAA